AUGCGAACAGCUAGGGUGCGAGUCGAGUAUGCAGGUGCAUCAACAAGACGGCCUGUAGCCCACUUCGGCAUCAUGGGGUCGGGAAACACCGUGAUGAAAUCAGGAAAGCACCGCGACCAGAUCGCCCGAACGGACAGGAUUAUUGGAUUCGAGAUGGAGGGGGCGGGCGUUUGGGACUAUCUUCCGAGCAUAGUCAUCAAAGGAGUUUGCGACUAUGCUGACAGCCACAAAAGGAAAGGGUGGCAAUGCAGCAUGUACGAAAGCAUUUCUGGUAGAAUGGAGUGUGGAGGACACACCCACCUGUUCAGUCAAUCGAUCAAAGCGUUGUUAAAAGCGUUACCUGAGCCUGUUUUCUACGUACCCUUUGACCGAAUCCCGGGUUUUGUUGGUCGCACCGAUGAGCUGAAGCGUCUCCAAGAGCGAGCUUUCGACCCUGAAGGUCGUCGGAUUGUGGCUCUGCUUGGCUUGGGGGGCAUUGGCAAAAGUCGACUAGCCCUGGAGCUCUUAUAUCAUGUUAAGUCCGAGCAUCCGGAUUACCAAACAUUCUGGAUACAGGCCUCAGAUCAAUUGACCUUCGAGAAAGAUGUCCGCGAAAUUGGAAAGAAGCUUGGAAUUCCAGGGAUUGAAGACGAAAAGGCUGACAUCACGACCCUGGUAAAGCAGCGGCUCAGCAACUCACCGGCCGGAAGAUGGCUCUUGAUCCUCGAAAAUGCUGACGACGAGUCUUUAUGGCAGAAGAAGGUGCCUUCCGGAAAUCGAAACUGCUCACUUGUGGAUUGGUUUCCGAGCACGACCUAUGGCUCUGUCCUGAUCACCACUCGAUCACGACGUGUGGCCAGUUAUCUGGCCGGCAGAGAAGUGGUCGAAUUGUCUGCAAUGUCAGCAGACCAAGGCCGGUUGAUAUUCACGAAGAUGCUGGAAAAGCCAGAACUGGCUGAUGACCAGGACGCUACGUCGACUCUACUGGAGAAGCUCACAUUCCUGCUACUUGCUAUUGAGACGGUAAAUACCUACCUGGAUUUGCUGGAUGAACCCGAGGAGGAAGUGGUCAAGCUUCUCAGCGAAGGUUUUGGUGAUCAGUCACGGUACGCUAACGCGGAGAAUCCGGUCGCUUCAACGUGGCUCAUCUCAUUCGAGCAAAUACGCAAAAACAAUCCGGUGGCAGCACAGUUUCUUAGCUCUAUGGCUUGUCUGCAUGAAAAGAAUAUCCCCCUGUCUUUGCUGCCAGAAAUCGACUCAAAGAAAGAUGUAGUCGACGCGAUGGCCACACUGAGGGGAUACUCGUUUGUGACAAGGCAAACGCAGAAUGGUGGUGACGACCAUACCGAGGUGCUGUAUGACAUGCAUCGACUUGUCCACCUUGCUGCUCGAAAUUGGCUAAAAAUGAACGGCACGCUUCCCGACUGGACGAAAGACUGUAUCAGACGGAUGUCGAAGCUCUUCCCGUCCGAAACUCAUAAGUACAAAAGCAUAUGGACAAUCUAUCUCCCACACGCUCAGCGUCUCUGUCGAGAGAGAUGUGUCGAAGAUGUUAUUGAGCGGGUCUGGUUACUCAACAAGAUGGGUUCAAGCUUUAGGGACGAAGGGAAGUACAACGAAGCUGUUGAAGCAUACACUGCUGUAGCAAGGUGGAUGGAGCAUAGAUUCGGGGUCUCAUACAAAGAGACUAUGAUGGCAUAUGGAGACCUCGGAAUUGCGUUAUCAUGGCAGGGAGAUCUUUCUGCCGCGGAAUUGCAUCUCGGAAAGACGCUCAGUUGGACGGUCAACACUCUGGGCAAGGAGAAUCGCGAGGCGUUGUCCCAGAUGGACGCUCUGGCUUUCGUGCUCCAGCAGAAAGGAGAUCGAAAGGAGGCCGAGGAGAUGUUCGAUGAAGUACUGCAAAUCACAGAAAAGGUGUAUGGCAAGACGGAUGGCUGCACCUUAGACACCAUGAACAACCUUGCAAGCCUUCUUACCUCGAAGGGUAACUACUUCGAAGCAGAGAAGAUUCAGCGAGAAGCAUUACACUUGAGGGUAACUACCUGCGUUCAGAGUCACCCAGACACACUGGUCAUUGUCAUCAACCUAGCAUUCACGCUCAGAUCGCAAGGAAACUAUCGUGAGGCCGAGAAAUUGCUUCGAGAAGCGACAAUUACUCUGGAGAAGGUACGUGGUAAGAGUCAUCCUCACACAUUGGAUGGUAGAGAGCAAUUAGCAGCAGUGCUCCACAGAGUCGGCAAAUACUCCGAAGCUGAGAAUAUCUGUCGAGAAUUGCUGGAUUUGCAAGAGACUCUUGGUAAAAGCCAUCCAAUAACCAUCGAUGCUAUGGAAAGCCUGGCAGAAGUCCUCAUCAAGCAGGGCAACGACUCAGAGGCCGAAAGUAUCCUUCGGGAAGUGGUGGAGUCACGAGCAACGACACUUGGUAUAAGCCGGCCAAUAAUCAUCGAUGCUAUGGAAAGCCUGGCAGAAGUCCUCAUCAAGCAGGGCAACGACUCAGAGGCCGAUAGUAUCCGACGAGAGGUGCGGGAUUUACAAGCGAACUCACAAGGCAAGGACCCCAUCCGUACACUGAGUACUCCAAGCGGCAUCGCCAGCCUCCCCAGAGUGCAGGAAGAACACUUCGAGGUGGAAACAACAUCCCAAAAUGCCAGGAAGAAGGUAUGGAUUGACCGGGGUGCUCACAAGAUACGGAUUACUCUAAAAAGUGAGACUUCAGAGGCUGCAAUGACGGAUGUCACCAAGGUGUUGAGGAGCCAGAAGGACUGA
Exophiala viscosa is the source of this 2745-nucleotide messenger RNA. RefSeq lists its product as uncharacterized. The coding region runs from base 1 to 2745 and encodes 914 amino acids. NCBI's taxonomy places the organism in Eukaryota, Fungi, Ascomycota, Eurotiomycetes, Chaetothyriales, Herpotrichiellaceae. Gene Ontology annotation, biological process: nucleoside metabolic process. The transcript is spliced from 6 exons. The record is from RefSeq and is a predicted model, not a curated record. Gene Ontology annotation, molecular function: catalytic activity; ADP binding; protein binding.